Nematolebias whitei (Rio pearlfish) is the source of this 1500-nucleotide messenger RNA. It is a transcript of the gene sfxn1, whose product is annotated as sideroflexin 1. Gene Ontology annotation, molecular function: monoatomic ion transmembrane transporter activity. Gene Ontology annotation, cellular component: mitochondrial inner membrane. NCBI's taxonomy places the organism in Eukaryota, Metazoa, Chordata, Actinopteri, Cyprinodontiformes, Rivulidae. The record is from RefSeq and is a predicted model, not a curated record. Bases 91 to 1059 code for a protein of 322 amino acids. The transcript is spliced from 11 exons. Gene Ontology annotation, biological process: monoatomic ion transport; serine import into mitochondrion.
GCUUUGUGAUCUGACGGCUGGUUGCGGCGGAAAUUAGCUGGCUGCGGCGAACACCUCUGUCGGACUCCCGGCGCUCUCAGUGCAAGAAAGAUGGCAGCGGAGCUAUCAACCUCCAUCAACAUCAAGGAGCCUCGGUGGGACCAGAGCACGUUCGUGGGUCGAGCCAAACACUUCUUCACCGUCACAGAUCCCAGGAACGUCCUCCUGACCAACGAGCAGCUCGCACACGCUCACAAAAUCAUCACCGACUACAGAAAAGGAGUCGUCUCUCCGGGGCUGACGGAGGACGAACUGUGGCGAGCCAAGUACGUGUUUGACUCGGCCUUUCAUCCCGACACCGGCGAGAAGAUGAUCCUGAUCGGCCGCAUGUCGGCGCAGGUUCCCAUGAACAUGACGAUCACCGGCUGCAUGAUGACGUUUUACAAGACAACUCCCGCCGUGCUGUUCUGGCAGUGGAUCAAUCAGUCCUUCAACGCCAUAGUGAACUACACCAACAGGAGCGGCGACGCUCCAAUCACAGUCAAUCAGCUUGGCACAGCUUAUGUUUCUGCCACUACGGGGGCUGUUGCCACCGCUCUAGGACUAAACGCACUAACAAAGCACGUCUCCCCUCUGAUUGGGCGGUUCGUUCCAUUUGCUGCUGUAGCUGCGGCUAACUGUAUCAACAUCCCGCUGAUGAGACAACGGGAGCUUCAACGUGGCAUUCCUAUAACGGAUGAAAACGACAAUCGGCUCGGGGAGUCGACGAAGGCGGCGGAGCAGGCCAUCUUUCAGGUCGUGGUCUCCAGGAUCCUCAUGGCUUCUCCAGGGAUGGCCAUCCCCCCGUUUUUAAUGAAUCAUCUGGAGAAGAAAGCUUUUCUAAAGCGCUUCCCAUGGAUGAGUGCACCUAUUCAAGUCAGCCUGGUGGGAUUCUGCCUGGUGUUCGCCACGCCUCUGUGCUGCGCCUUGUUCCCCCAGAAGAGCUCCAUGUCAGUCAGCCGCCUGGAGCCGGAGCUGCAGGAGAAAAUCCGAGCCAGCCACCCGGGCGUGGAGAGGGUCUACUUCAACAAAGGGCUAUGAGUGUGUGUGCCCCCCAUCCCCCCCAACGCUGCAGGCUCGGCCCACACCUCCCUGCCUGCCGUCCACAUCCAUUGUGCCAAAGUUAAGUUUGUUUCGUCCCAUUUCCACCGUUCAGGUAAACGUCCGAGGACUCGGUCAGCGUCGUUGUAAAAAUCGGGGACAGAUGCUCCAAGAACCGGCGAGAGGUUUCUCACGACGGCUGCACUGUGUUCUGUCAGAAUGUCUCGAGUGAAUCUGGUGAUUUGUUUUGAAAUCUCUGUCACACCUAAAGUUGGCCGACAUUUUUUAACUAAUAAUUCAUUAACGACUCAGCACUUCUUGCAUUUGCCAAUUCUCUAUACCAGGGCUAUUCAACUGGUGGCCCACGGGCCAUUUCCGGCCCGCGGGUGACUUAAAUCCGGUCCAUUUCAUAAAAACAAAAAACUUCUUUUUUUUUUUUGA